Messenger RNA from Toxotes jaculatrix (banded archerfish), 672 nucleotides. Its product is annotated as ribonuclease inhibitor-like. The transcript has 4 exons. The annotation marks the transcript as partial. The record is from RefSeq and is a predicted model, not a curated record. Gene Ontology annotation, molecular function: protein binding. Lineage: Eukaryota; Metazoa; Chordata; Actinopteri; Toxotidae.
GAGAUCAGCUGUGCUUCUCUGGCCUCAGCUCUGAAGUCCAACCCCUCCCAUCUGAGACACCUGGACCUGAGUGACAACAACAAGCUGCAGGAUUCAGGAGUGAAGCUGCUGUGUGGUUUUCUGGAGAGUCCACACUGUAGACUGGAGACUCUGAGGUUGAGGGGCUGCAGGUUGUCAGAGAUCAGCUGUGCUUCUCUGGCCUCAGCUCUGAAGUCCAACCCCUCCCAUCUGAGACACCUGGACCUGAGUGAAAACAACCUGCAGGAUUCAGGAGUGAAGGAUCUGUGUGGUUUUCUGCAGAGUCCAGACUGUGGACUGGAGACUCUGAGUUUGAGUCACUGCAGGUUGUCAGAGAUCAGCUGUGCUUCUCUGGCCUCAGCUCUGAAGUCCAACCCCUCCCAUCUGAGACACCUGGACCUGAGUGACAACAACCUGCAGGAUUCAGGAGUGAAAGAUCUGUGUGGUUUUCUGCAGAGUCCAGACUGUGGACUGGAGACUCUGAGGUUGAUUCACUGCAGGUUGUCAGAGAUCAGCUGUACUUCUCUGGCCUCAGCUCUGAAGUCCAACCCCUCCCAUCUGAGACACCUGGACCUGAGUGAAAACAACCUGAGGGAUUCAGGAUUGAAAGAUCUGUGUGGUUUUCUGCAGAGUCCAGACUGUGGACUGGAGACU